Messenger RNA from Arachis stenosperma, 1632 nucleotides. RefSeq lists its product as uncharacterized. Bases 1 to 1632 code for a protein of 543 amino acids. Lineage: Eukaryota; Viridiplantae; Streptophyta; Magnoliopsida; Fabales; Fabaceae. The record is from RefSeq and is a predicted model, not a curated record. The transcript has 3 exons.
AUGACAAGUGAGGAGGAUAGUGUUCUUGCCUUAGUGCAUUGCUUUGGGAAAAUUAAAAAAAGCAAAAGCUAUGGUGUGAAGUUCAUUGACAGAGAACCACUGAGUGUGUUCAUCAGUUCGUCAAGCACUUUGUCAGAUCUAAAGAACAGUAUCUUGCAGAAGCUUGGCGUCUUUGGUACCAAGUGGGUGAAGAAGCUAUUCUACAAGAUUCCCAUCGCAGUUGUCUCGACCGCUGUUCAGUAUGAUACCUUUGUGCUAGUGGCUGAUGAAGAUAUUAGGGUUCUGUUCCAUUGUGUUAGGAGUUUUCCAGAGAUCCGAAUUCACGAGUUGUUUGCGAAGUUGGAGAUCGGUGUCGAUAGUUCUGGGGCAUCAGCUCCAGUUCAUAGCUCGACUGCCGCGGGAGGAAUCUUUGAGCAGCCUGACGUCAUGGGCAUCGGUGGUUGCCAAUUACCUUAUAUGCAAGGCUUUGGUGAACCUGAUCGAGUAGAGAAUGCAAUGUGUGACGAUGACUCUGACCAGGAGCCUGUCGAUAUCAUCGGGGACAGCGACGACGACACAGGUGCCAAUCCACAUGCGCAGCAUGGGCCUUCAAGUUCUGCUUCUCAACAGUACCCUCCACACUUCUCCACACUAAACUUGGAGGUUCUGGGUCAACAGGAGGACGGUGGUAACACGGUCGGGGGCUCUUCUACAGAAUUCCAGAUUGGGCAAUCUUUCCAGAAUAAAGAUGAGGCUGUGCUGAGUGUGAAGGACUAUAGCAUCCGGCGAGGUGUUGAGUACAGAGUCAUCGAAUCAGAUCAUCUGAAGUAUCAUGGAAAAUGCAAGCAAUUCGGCAAGGGUUGUACUUGGUUGAUUCGCGUUGCGCUGCGUGCACGAAAGGACACUUGGGAGGUUAGGAGGUACAACGGGCCACACACAUGCUUAGCAACCUCUAUUUCCAGUGAUCACCGUCAGCUGGAUUACCACGUUAUCUGUGCGAGGAUUUUUCCGUUGGUUAGGGCAGAUGCUGCAGUUAUGGUAAAGGUACUGCAACAAGUUACAGAAGCCGAUUAUGGUUUCAGGCCUAGUUACAGGAAGGUUUGGAUGGCGAAGCAGAAGGAAGUGGCACAAAUAUAUGGAGAUUGGGAAGAGUCGUACGCGGAGUUGCCACGUUGGAUGCUAGGAGUACAGUCAACAAUGGCCGGAACAAUAACCGUGUUGAAGACCUCUCCUGUUCGGCUUCGUGGUGAGGUUGAUGAGUCGACGGUGUACUUUCACCGAUUAUUCUGGACAUUCCCACCCUGUAUCGAGGCAUUCCGUCAUUGCAAGCCCCUCGAUGGGAACUCCAACAUCCUCCCCAUUGCAUUCGCCCUUGUGGAAGGAGAAAAUGCAGAGUCGUGGUCAUUCUUCUUGUCCAACCUACGAGAGCAUGUGACUCCUCAGGAGGGUGUCCUUGUAAUCUCUGACAGGCAUAAUGGGAUCAAGGCAGCGCUUGAGGCACCUGAGACUGGGUGGCUGCCUCCACGUGCUUUUCGAGCAUACUGUAUUCGGCAUGUGACAGCGAAUUUUGCCCUAACUUUCAAAGGUAAGGACUCAAGGAGGAUGUUAGUGAAUGCUGCCUACGCAAAGACUGAAGCAGAGUUUUAUUACUAG